Emiliania huxleyi CCMP1516 is the source of this 975-nucleotide messenger RNA. RefSeq lists its product as hypothetical. Bases 95 to 919 code for a protein of 274 amino acids. The record is from RefSeq and is a predicted model, not a curated record. NCBI's taxonomy places the organism in Eukaryota, Haptophyta, Isochrysidales, Noelaerhabdaceae. The transcript has 3 exons. Gene Ontology annotation, cellular component: membrane.
CGCCUGCACUCUGGCUGCAACGAUCGUCGCCAUCCCGGCGGUCUCCAUCCUGCUGCUGCGCGUGCUGGCUCCGCCGGCGCACGACACGCUAGGCAUGCUCACGAUCGCGCUGCUGCCGGGCGGCCCGAUGGCCAACGUGAUCGCCGUCCUCGCCGGGGCUAAUACAGACCUGAAUGCGUGCCUGACCGCCACUGAGCAGUGCGUGUCCGUGGUGCUCGUCUCGCUCGGCCUCCUCGUGGUCUAUCCGCUGGCCUUCGACGCCAGCCAGGUCGUGCACAUCCCGUACAGGCAGCUCGCCUCCUCGCUCGCCUCCACAGUCUAUCCGCUCGGCCUCGGCAUGCUCGCCUCGUGGCGCAUCAGCCUGCUCCCCGCCGUCCGCGCCGCGUCCGACGAGCAGAAGCGGCGGUGGAGGGGGCGGCUGCACGUGGCCGUGCUCUCCGUCUUCGCCGUCACCGUCUUGUCGAACCUCUUCGCACGGCCAGACCCGUCGAGUGCGAGCCUGCAGGGCGCGCGGUCCGUCCUCCUCCCCCGCGUCACCCUGGUCGCCUCCGCCUGCUUCGCCCUCCUCGUCCUCGCGACCGGCGCGGGGCUCGCCUGCCUGCUGCCCGGCCAGCCGGCAAAGAACCGCACCUCGAUGAUCCUCGAGGUUGGCAUCCGCGAUAUCGCCCUCGCGCUGCCGCUCCUCACCUUCGGGCUGCCCUCCCUCCCCCUCGCCGAGCAGCUGCAGGUCCUGUGCGCCGCCCUCUUCGCCGCGGCGCUCACCAAUGCGGGCACUGUCGUGGUGGCCCUGGCCUACGGCGCGCCUACAUGGUCGCUGGUGAGGCAUUGCAAGCGAGCGAAGCCGGACGACCCGGCGGCGGAGACCCGAUCCGACACCUCGGACGAGGGGAGCGGGCUCACGGCUCACAUGCAGCUAUAGCUCUCGUUUUUGCGGUAUUCGUUGUGAAAAAGCACUAGUGUGUGUAAGUGUGUGUA